Molecule: messenger RNA, 3504 nt
Organism: Labeo rohita (rohu)
Lineage: Eukaryota; Metazoa; Chordata; Actinopteri; Cypriniformes; Cyprinidae
Gene: arhgap28
Product: Rho GTPase activating protein 28
Exons: 15
Coding region: 258-2057 (599 amino acids)
Biological process (GO): negative regulation of stress fiber assembly; regulation of actin filament polymerization; signal transduction
Cellular component (GO): cytoplasm
Molecular function (GO): GTPase activator activity
Source: RefSeq, a predicted model, not a curated record
AGAGAUGAGCUCUAAGAAGAGCUGUAAACCGAGAAGACAAUGGACAUUAAUGACAUGAAGAGGAGAGAGAGAGGGAGGUCAGGACGAGCGAUCGGUGGGCGGAGACACACACACACGGCCAGAGGAAAUCCUCACUGCUCUAUCUGUCUCUCUCCGUCUGUGAGGGUCGUCUCGUCUUGUUCUCCUGAUGUCUUUUUGUCCAUUCUGGAGUUCGGCGGAGCGCUGAGAGGAAAGCGCAGUAUCAGCGGAUAGGCAGCAUGAGUUUGCCCACGGCCGUGUCUCCCUCCGCUCCGGAGCGCUGCGUGUCCCGGGACUCCAUGGAGGACUACUGGAGUGAGGUGAAGAACAUUGAGGAGGAGCGUCAGGGAGGACAGGAGGAGCUGAUGGAGCGGGGAAGCAUGGAUGAGGCGGAGAUUGAGGAGGCGUGGCUGCAGGAGGCGGGGCUCUCCACGCUGGUGACGGGAACGCAGAGCGACGGCCCCGCGGAGGCUCUUCUCUCCACGCUCACGCGCUCGCAGGCCGCCAUGGUGAAGAAACGGCUGGACAACUACACGCAGACGCUGCGCAAGAGGAACAAACAGCCCAUGAGACACGUGCGAGACGUCUUCUCCAUGCCCGGCGCAUCGUCUGAACUGACGCCUCCCAUUUCUCCAAACGGACAGAUCGCUCCCAAACUGCCGCAGUGGAAUCCACCUAAAGUUUCUCCGUUGUGUCCAGCGGACACUAACGGCUCCAGCAGCGUUUCAGAAACCAUCGUUUUGUCGUUUGACGUGCCGUAUUCGGAAGCAGCUCGAGCUCAUCGGAAAGGCCGUGAAUGCCAAGACUGCAGGAGGAUCCGUAAAGACGACAGGGAUUUACCGAGUUUUCAGAUAGUGAAGCCUAGACAGGGCGUGACACGAGUGAAUGAUCUGUCGUCUGAGGACAUCAAAAAGAUCGGCUACAUCUCCCUGAUCGAGCUGACCACCUUCUACGACAUCCUGGGUAUUGAGAUGAAGAGGAACCGCGUGGUGCGCAGUAAAACACGAGACAAUGGCAUAUUUGGCGUUCCUCUCACUACACUGCUGGAAAACGACCAGAAGAAAUACCCCGGUUCCAGAGUUCCUCUGGUUUUCAAGAAGUUGUUGUUUAAACUGGAGCAGACGGGUUUACAGACAGAAGGAAUUCUCAGGGUUCCUGGAUCAGCGUCCAGAGUGAAGCAUCUGCGUCAGGAGCUGGAGUUGAAGUUCUACGAGGAUCGUUUUGACUGGGAUCAAGUGCGUCAGAACGACGCGGCGGGUUUGUUGAAGAUGUUCAUCCGUGAGCUGCCGUAUCCUCUGCUGACCCAACAGCACCUGCCGGCAUUCACGGCCGCUCAGAGUAUCUCAUCACCCAAACAUCAGAUUCAGGCUCUUCAUCUUCUCAUCAUGCUGCUUCCUGAAGCCAACAGAGACACACUAAAGGCUCUUCUGGAGUUCCUGAGAAAGGUGGUGGCGUACGAGGAGAAGAACCGCAUGAGCCUGUGGAACGUCUCCAUGAUCGUCGCCCCGAACCUCUUCACGUUUCGUGGGAAGAACGUCAAACAGGAGGAAAUGCAGGGCGCCGUCUCUGCCGCCCAACUCGUGCGUCUCCUCAUUACCCAUCAGGACCUGCUGUGGACGGUCCCGUGUUUUCUGAUCUCGCACAUCAGGAAAAUGAAUGAAGCCACCAUGGGCAAGAAAACGCCAACUUCGGAGAAGAACAAACGCAGACUACUGAAGAGAUGGAACAUGGAGAAGGACCGUGAGCGCAGUGAAGUCACUGACCUUCGUGACGGCGUCAUCAGAGUUCACGCGCCGCUCAACGCCAGGGUUUCCAUGGCGAUUCAGCUCAGCACCGAGAUGAAGGCCAGAGACAUAAUGGCGCGCUUCGACAUCGAGAACGGGCGCGGGUCACGCGGCACCAGUCGAAGACAGAGACAGUAUCUGUUCGAGGUCGGAGGAAACAUCGGCGAGCGCUGCCUGGAUCCAGACGCACAUUUACUAGACGUUUACCACGCUAACCCUCACUGCGAAUGGGUCCUAAAAUCCCGGUCGACCUGAACGCGUAUGUUUACUGCAGAUGAACCCGGACACCGUCGGCUACUCCGAGGCUCUCGGUCGGAGGUCAGAGGUCAAACAUCCGCCGCCGAAGGAGUUACGCCGCGGCAGCUCAGUGCUGGUCAUUGAGUUUGUUUGGUGCCAAAACUGUGUGCGACCUUCCGAUCAGAAGCCCUCGUCAGGACGCAUGUUUCAUCGCCUUAUACCACUAGCCAGUGUAAAAAAAGAGCAUGUACAUAAUAUUUAUAGCACUAAUUUAUCCUGCUGUAUGAUAAUGAUUUUGUAUUGUUUAUAUACGCUGCAUGUUUGUGAUGAAGCCACGUGAACUUAAACACUACCAACCCUCACUGAACCUGUGAAGAACACGAGCGCUGCGUGUUUCACCCUGAAAUCAAUAGAAUGAAAGAGGAAAUGAACAUUUGUGACAUUAUUUUUAUGAAAAAAUAUUUAUUUUGCCCCAAAAUCUCAUGAUUGUGAUGAAUUACUGAAAUGGGGAUUCUUUUUUUUUUUUAAUUAUACUGCUUUAAUGUAUUAAGUUUACUGUAAAAAUGGAUGUUUUACAGAAUUGAGAAUCUAAUGAAAAUUGAGAUUAUUGAACAUAAAAAGUUUUAUUUUUUAAUUUUUCUUUUUUUAAAAAGAUUUUUAAACCAAAUGGUGAAUUUGUGUUUGAACGUGUUUAAUUCUUUUUAAAAUAAUGUCACAAAAAAGUUCUAAAAGCGAAGUAAAUAAAUUUUUGGCAUUGGGUUUUGGUGUGAAAUACGAGCUGUUCUUGUGAGAUUCAUUAACGCAGGUCAAUAUUACCUCUAACUAAACCAGAUGAAUAUUAAUGCCAACGCCAUCAAACACUAACUGGAUUAAUGAAGGACUCGAAGGAGAAUCCAAAAACAUUAAACUUCAUGAACUACAGAAACAAAUGAAGACACAAGAUCAUUCAGAAGCCAAACGACCUUUGAACUUUCACUGGAUGAAGAUUUACCUUAUAUAAUGUUCUCAGUGUCUGCCAAUAUCAUCAUCAUCAUCGUUCUCUGAUGCUCUGAAUUAGAUUUUUUUUUUUACACUAAAAAUAUUUUUUUUGUAUGAUGUAUUGAAACGUUCAGCUGUUAAUUGUGAUUUUUUUAUUUUUAUAUAACAUGUUUUUGAUGUUGCCAGUUGGAUUUGUGUUUGUUUUCCUCAUUUGAGCUCAUGACGAACAUGUCGGUGUUUUAUCAUACUGAGCGUUACAUUGAAACAUUUGACAGUUAUUUAAAGCCACCAGAACAUUACAUUGUAGCCUCGUUUCAUCAAAGCCAAAACGAGUCGGCUGAAGUCUCUGAGUAUUACGAGGAACAUGUAGACAUAUGAUACACUUCAUUUCAUGACUAUGUACUGCUAAACUCUGACUGGUCAUGUUGUAACGUUGGUGAAACGACAGGUCAUUAUGAAACUAAUCCAAUUAAAAGACAUGAAACCA